Messenger RNA from Trypanosoma rangeli, 2004 nucleotides. RefSeq lists its product as uncharacterized. The coding region runs from base 1 to 2004 and encodes 667 amino acids. Lineage: Eukaryota; Euglenozoa; Kinetoplastea; Trypanosomatida; Trypanosomatidae. The transcript has a single exon. The record is from RefSeq and is a predicted model, not a curated record.
AUGUCAGCUGCGGUGUUGGCCGCACGCGCCUGCGCACGGACGAUAUUGUGGGAAAGUCUCCGUCUCGCUGCCUUCCGAGGCGCCGUUCCCCAUGUGCUUUUUGUGGUCGACCAAUCGCCAUGUACUCUGCAGAAAGUUCUUCUUGAGGGUUACCUGCAGGAGCUCGAUCUCGCCAACGGGGUGUCGUCUGAUCAAGGAGGCGACACGCUCCGUGUCGACCUCGACCCCUCCGCCUCAACGCCCUGCUACAGUGCCGGGUUGGACAAGGACUGGAAGGUGACAUACGGGGUAUUGCCCUUCCGCGCAGCGUCUUUCCUGGAGGAGGUGCGGACUCUACAGGCGUUUCUGCGUCAGUGUGGUCCCUCCGUUGCUGCGGGGGACGGAAUCACCGGUGGACGUUGGUCUCAAGAGAAAAUGAAAAGUGCCUUUGAUUCCUUGGCGCCUCUCUUGUCACCUUACGCCGCUGCGGAUGGGCUCACUGGCGAGGACACGGGUGAUUGUGAACAGUGGAGGAAUACCCUUCUUUGCGUGCUGCCUGCGGGACCGUCACGUGAGUUACUAGGUUGCAUACUUAUUCAGCGUCACGCCUUUCAGAAUGAACUGGAAAAGUAUCGUCUGCGACUAGACCUCUUCAACAUGGGACUCCGCGUGGCUGAACAUAACCACCUGGAGUGUAUGAGCCGCACCGCGGAUGCACUUGCUAGCGGGAAGGACGGUGGAAGCAGAGAAAGAUGCUUGGAAGAUGAUGAAAUUAUAUACUAUAUGCAGUCGUGUUCCUUGCAGCCGCAUGUGGCGGAGUCGAUUGGGCGCGCCAUUGCCGACUCCAUUGAUGCGUGGAGCUGGAAGAGGAAAACCGUUGCUGCGGAUGGAGGCGAGGGCGUCCCAGUGGAUGUGGUGCCGCCUGCAUCAUUCUAUGAAUCACUGUUCAACGCUGGCUUGUUGUCCGUCUACAACGCGGGUGUGCUGCAGUGGGAGGGAAGUUCCAGCGCCGCGAACACGAGGAGCGCCGCGGCGGAUGGCUUUGCCGCGUCGUUGAGGAUUAGCGGUCCAGGGGCUCCACUGCGCAUCAUCUGCCACGACGGUGAGGUGUUGAGUUUUGAGGGUGGGUUGGAGGACUGUUUGCUAAACACCGGGUACUACGCCGCCGCCCACACCGAGGAGCGUAAUUGUGUGCGACGUCACCGUCAGCGCUUCCCUGAGUGUGGCGCGGAUGAGACGGCAAAGGAGGGAGGUGAAGGGGAGAGAAACAUGGCACUCCUAUCUGGGGACGGCGAGGCGGAGAAACGAGGCCGCCUAAAAAAGAAGGAGUACUUAGCAAUGUUAAAACUCACAGGAAAACGACAUGUGGCCGGGCGCACGUCUUCCCCUUCGAAUGGAAACGAAGAUGGCGUGCGCCGUGGCGGUCACGACUGCGGGGCAUGCGUUGGCAGCAGCAUUGGCGGGACAUUCCCGGUUGGGGAAGUCAUCAGUGAGUCCUUUGAUUUGAGCAAACUGAAUGGCACUUGCUCCGUCUUCGCCUACCCGAGCCUCUUUAAGGAAGUUACCAUGUCGGAGCCACAGCCGGUGAAAAUGCACAUCGAGAAGGGCAUUGUCACGGACAUUGGACCAAAUGCACCAGCGGAACUUGUGGAACUAAUCGGUUUGGUGCGGCAGGCGGAGGGUGCGUGCUACGUGCGAGAGCUCGGUAUUGGCCUUAGCCCGCACGUGGGCAGGAGCCGCGUUGUCAGUGACGUGACGGCGUUUGAGCGCCAGUUCGGUGUGCACAUCUCGCUGGGGCAGCGCCACCCACUCUUUGUGAAGCAGCCGGGGAAGCUCAAUGCGGACGGGUCUAUGGCAGUGCGGGUGGAGGGCCCGGUGCUGAAGCGUAAAGCGGGUAAGUACCACAUUGACGUCUUUCUCGACGCCGCACGCCUCGAGAUGGGUGCGUUUUCCGUGGACUUCAUGAAGGGUGUGUGUGCUCCUCCUCCUCCUCUUGCUGCUGCCGCGUCCAUGACGCGCGUAUGA